Molecule: messenger RNA, 1383 nt
Organism: Diaporthe citri
Lineage: Eukaryota; Fungi; Ascomycota; Sordariomycetes; Diaporthales; Diaporthaceae
Exons: 4
Coding region: 1-1383 (460 amino acids)
Biological process (GO): ergosterol biosynthetic process; farnesyl diphosphate metabolic process
Cellular component (GO): endoplasmic reticulum membrane
Molecular function (GO): squalene synthase [NAD(P)H] activity
Source: RefSeq, a predicted model, not a curated record
AUGGGCGCCGCAAAACAAGCUCUCUACUUCCUUUUCCACCCCAUCCAACUCCGCAGCAUCAUACAAUGGAAAGUAUGGCACGACCCCGUGCACCAUCGCGACCCCAGCAAGGAGACCCCAACAGAGGCGUCAUGCUUCAGGUUCCUCAACAUGACUUCCCGCAGCUUUUCCGCCGUCAUACAAGAACUCAAUCCCGAGCUCCUGAUGCCCAUCACCCUCUUCUACCUUGUAUUGCGUGGCCUCGACACCAUCGAGGACGACAUGACUCUCGACGUCGAGACAAAGGAGCCUCUGUUGCGUGAUUUUCACCAAAACAUGCUCAUUGAUGGCUGGACUUUCACCGGCAACGGGCCCAACGAGAAGGACCGCGAGCUACUGGUACACUUCGAUGAUGUGGUCGCCGAGCUCAAGAAGACCAAGUUGGAAUACCGCAACAUCAUCGAGAGCAUCACUGAAAAGAUGGGCAACGGCAUGGCAGACUUUGCACUCAAUGGCGAGCUGAACAAGGACGGCGUCACUUCUAUUAAGGACUACGAGCUGUACUGCCACUACGUCGCAGGUCUGGUCGGCGAGGGUCUGACCCGGCUUUUCGUCCAAUCCAACCUUGCCAACCCCGCGCUCAAUGAACGGCCAGAGCUCACCGAGUCCAUGGGCCAGUUCCUGCAAAAGGUCAAUAUCAUCCGCGACGUUCGCGAGGACCAUGACGAGGGCAAGAAGUGGUGGCCGAAAGAGAUCUGGAGCAAGCACGUCGACAAGAUGGAAGACCUUUUCAAGCCGGAAAACCGGCAAAAGGCACUCUAUUGCGGGUCGGAGAUGGUUCUGAACGCCUUGAAACAUGCCGACGAAUGCCUUUACUACAUGGCCGCGGUCAGGGAGCAGAGCGUGUUCAACUUCGUGGCCAUUCCCCAGUCGAUGGCAAUCGCGACCUUGGAACUCGUUUUCAUGAAUCCUGACAUCUUCGACAGAAACAUCAAGAUCACCAAGGGUGACGCUUGCCAACUGAUGAUCGAGUCGACGCAAAACCUCAGAGUUGUGAGCGACGUCUUCCGGCGCUAUGUCCGGAAGAUACAUCAAAAAGCCGACCCGAGAGACCCCAACUUCCUGGCCAUCGGCAUCCAGUGCGGCAAAAUUGAGCAGUUCAUUGAAAGGAUAUUCCCCACCCAAGACGUCAACAAGUUGUCGGCCGCGGAUAAGGCCAAGACGGUCCAGCGGGAACGCGAGGAGGCGGUGGACAAGACUGAGGCCAUGUACCUUAUCCUGGCUGUCCUCAUCGUUCUGGUAUUCGUUGGGGGCUUGAUGAUUGCACUGGCGUGCUCGCCCGACCCACUGGUUGCACCAGCGCCAGGUGGCGCGCCGACCACUGGUGGGCACGAGGAACUGUAA